Messenger RNA from Trypanosoma cruzi, 1401 nucleotides. RefSeq lists its product as uncharacterized. Lineage: Eukaryota; Euglenozoa; Kinetoplastea; Trypanosomatida; Trypanosomatidae. The coding region runs from base 1 to 1401 and encodes 466 amino acids. The transcript has a single exon. The record is from RefSeq and is a predicted model, not a curated record.
AUGAGUUCUUCAGAGUUUUUUACGGAUAUCUUUGAGGAGGAGGCGCGGUAUGUGGGGAAGGCACUUCUUGCAGUGACGGCCGUGGGUUAUUUGGCGUCUCAGGCUGACGGAUCGACACUCUUUGGCCGGGAUGACGUGCAGUACGCCAUUGAUGCUUACCUGCCACAGGGAUACGACCGAGGCAUCAUGGCCUCCAGGGCCAACCAGCGCCUUGCGAAGAAUCUCAUUGUGAAGCGGCUUCAGAUCAACACUGUGAAAGAACAGGUUCGGGUUGCUGCUGGACGCGAGGCAAAGUUAAGCGGUCUCUUUGAACUGUUCACUUUGUCACUUGCUGGUAUUCUUUCUGCGGCGCACGUCCAUAGUUUGAUCAUUACACUCCAUGUCAUUAAAAACAUGACGUUGGUGUUGGUUUAUGUUCUGAGAAAAAGAGAGGCGAAACAGGGCUCACGCGGUGGGACGGUGGUAUCAACACUUCGCUCCUGGUGGUCAGGUGGCACUCAGAACUUUAUCAUGAAGGCAUUUGUUGAAAAAUUACAACAACACCUGGAGAAGUCCCCUUUUGCAGAAAACAUGGAUGAGGAUACGAUGGGAGUAGGGGAUGGACCACGUUGUCUCUCUGUAGAGGCCAUAUUGAAGUUGACGAUUCCUCGCUGCGUGGAUGCAGCCAUACAGGCCGUAAGGACCGCGUUGAAUCAUCGUGCACCACAUGUGUUUAGUGUGACCGGCAUCGUGACAGGAAGGGAUGUACGGGAAUUACUGGAUGAGUUGAGUCAAGACUUUGAAUCCCAUCUGAUGUGGUCGGAUUGGCUCACACCAAAGCCAUCGUCGCCAUCAUCGUCUGCAUUGUUAUUUUCUACACAAGAGCAGCUGCCGUCGUUGGGGACGAGCAACGGUGGAAUCCAACACAAGGAUGCGGUCUCAUCCGAUUCAGAUGCUGACGACGAUGUCUUUAACUUCCCUGCGGGAUCGACUGCGGUGCUGCCGGAUGGUUUUUCCGCGUCAAAACGAAUGCAGCGGGAUCGUGCCUUUUUGGAGACUGUGUUUGGGCCUUCAUCGGAGGAGGGUCCAGAGGCACGUGCCGCCCGCGAGGAGGAGCUGCGCUGCGAGCAACUGGCUCGGGAUCAGUCGGCGGGUUUCUUUUUCGAAUUGAUACACAGCGAUUCAUUUAGCGCGAUGUGCGUCGCACACGCCGCGGAGGUGCUGGAGGAAAUCAGAAAAUUAGCUGCGGACUUGCGGCGCGUUGGCUCGUACGACGUGGCCACGGACUCUGCCAAGACGGUGCACGUGAUUACAUCUUUUGAGCAUUACCGUCUGCAGCUUUUAGACCGCGAUUUCAAAGUUCCACCGUACCUGCGGUUGUUUUGUGAGGAGACGGUGAGGGCAACAUGUGGCAAACCAUGA